AUGGACAUGCAUGAAAACCGUUUGGAAGGGAGACUGAAGAUUCAUAAAAUUGCCCCUUGGGUCAUCCUUGCGGUAUAUAUUGUUGAGGGACGCCACGCUAUGCUUCGCAUUUCUCUGUGUCAUCAACGUCUAAUCAACGUCAUUGGGAUUGCGACGGGUUGCUUGACCGAGGUAUGGGACGCACUUAAUACUUGGGCAGCAAUUCUCACUUCGGUGUUACUGUCUCGGCUAGCGCUUGACCUCCGCGAAGCCUCUGCAGCUGGGCUCGAGAGCGAAGGGACAGUCUCUCACGCGCCAUGUGAUCUAGAUUUUGCCCAUGAAGAGGAUGUUAUAGAGACCUCGAUGGGUGAGCAUGAAAGCAUGGUGACCGAAUCGUCGAGCUUCGCACAGAAUGUCGCACCACUCAGUACCAAGUGACGGGUUCGAUCAAAUGAAAGAGGAAAGCAUCAACUGCAGACUGCAUGGAUGUCCCAAACAUGUUCAUUCCACCCAAGAGGGAGCGGCCCUUGCCUGUAUAGCUCCACGGAAAAUGUUCCAACCAUCUUCAUUUUCUCAUUCGUCAAGUAUAGAAAUCUUUGAGCUCGCGAGUACGCUACGAAUAAAAGUCUCCUAAGAUUCAAGAAGUUGAUGAGCAUCAAAGACAGUCUUCAACGCGGGAAAGAGGGCGCGGGAGGGUGGAUGAUGAAACGCACAGCGCAGCCAAGUCCACAAUCUAUCAUUGUUCUGUGUUCAUUAACGUUACUGUGGCAGCAUAAAGGGGGUACAGCAUCAUCCGGCUCAUCUUCUUUGUUGGCGCCACAGCCUCCGCUG
Molecule: messenger RNA, 810 nt
Organism: Laetiporus sulphureus 93-53
Lineage: Eukaryota; Fungi; Basidiomycota; Agaricomycetes; Polyporales; Laetiporaceae
Exons: 5
Coding region: 1-417 (138 amino acids)
Source: RefSeq, a predicted model, not a curated record